CCGGCUUGCGAUCGCUGUCCAAGCCUGGAUGCUGGCUCAACACCUGUGAUUUCACAUGUCAACCACUCGCGACAUUUGAAGUCACACCUAUAGCCACCUUUGCCAAGAAAUCCACUCCUGGGCAAAGUCGGUGGCCACAAGCCCCCAAUCCACACGUGCGACUCACAUUUGUAACACCUGAGCCACACCUGUGACCCCGAUCCGAUCCCACACCUGUUCUGUCACUGUUCCGUUCUUGUGGAGGGCAUGAUGGCUGUGUCUUCUGAGAGGGAGACCCCGCGCUUGCUGUUCGGAGAGUGGCUUCUGCGGGAGGUUAGCAGCGGCCGCUACGAGGGGCUGCGGUGGCUAGACGCGGCCCGCACGCGCUUCCGCGUGCCUUGGAAACACUUUGCACGCAAGGACCUAGACGAAGCAGACGCCCACAUCUUCAAGGCCUGGGCCGUGGCCCGCGGUCGGUGGCCUCCCAGCAUCUGCGCGGGCAUCCCACCACCGCCAGAGGCCCCCGAACGAGCAGGGUGGAAAACCAACUUCCGCUGCGCCCUGCACAGCACGGGGCUGUUCGUGAUGCUGCAGGACAACUCGGGGGACCCCGUGGACCCGCACAAGGUGUAUGGCCUCAGGGGCACUCCCGGAGUGGGAGGCCAAGGCAGCAACUGCAGGGAAGAGGCCCUCACGGCUGGCUGGCCCAUGCAGUCAGUGCCCCUCAGAACAUUCCUGGGAGAUGCUGGUGGUGAGAGUGCCCCACCCCAGGCCGAGGCUGCUAGCACCGUGGACCUCCUGUACCAGGUCACGCAGCAGAGCCAUCUUGGUGACCAACAGCCGAAAUCUCCAUGGUGGGCGGAGCCAGCCCCCCAGCAACCUCCUGAUGCAGGCCACCCAUCCACCCUGGAUCCUCUGCCAGACAAAUGGCUUCACACCGAGCCCUCCCUCGUCCCCUGUGCGCCGUGGGCAGAGCCUGGCUUGACCUUGGAGGUGACCAUACUGUACAAGGGCCGCCCAGUGCUGCAGGAGGUGGUGGGGCGCUCGAGCUGCGUGUUCCUAUACGGCCCGCCGGGACCGGCAGCCAAGGCUGAGGACGCGCAGCUGGUGGCCUUCCCCAGCCCCGCGGAGCUCUCGGACAGGAAGCAGCUGCGUUACACAGAGGAGCUACUGCAGCACGUGGCGCCAGGGUUGCGGCUGGAGCUGCAGGGAGGCAGCCUGUGGGCGCAGCGCCUGGGCAAGUGCCAGGUGUACUGGGAGGUGGGCGGCCCCCUGGGCUCCGCCAGCCCCGCCAGCAGUGCCAGCCUGCUGCCUCGCAACGCCAACACAAGAAUCUUCGACUUCAGUGUCUUCUUCCAGGAGCUGGUGGAGUUCCGCGAGCGGCGGCGCCAGGGCUCUCCCAACUACACCAUCUACCUGGCCUUCGGGCAGGACCUGUCUGCCAGGAGGCCCAAGGAGAAGAGCCUAGUCUUAGUGAAGCUGGAGCCGUGGCUGUGCAGGGCCUACCACGAGGGUGCACAGCUUGAAGGUGCGUCCUCCCUGGACAGCAGCAGCCUCGGCCUGUGCCUGUCCAGCUCCAACAGCCUGUAUGAUGACAUUGACCGCUUCCUCAUGGACUUCAGGCAGCUGUCGUAGGCUGUACCCCCACUCCCAAAUAAAAGCAGCCCUGAUAGUCAA
Echinops telfairi (small Madagascar hedgehog) is the source of this 1656-nucleotide messenger RNA. It is a transcript of the gene IRF7, whose product is annotated as interferon regulatory factor 7. Gene Ontology annotation, molecular function: RNA polymerase II cis-regulatory region sequence-specific DNA binding; DNA-binding transcription factor activity, RNA polymerase II-specific; protein binding. The transcript has 9 exons. The record is from RefSeq and is a predicted model, not a curated record. Gene Ontology annotation, cellular component: nucleus. The coding region runs from base 247 to 1614 and encodes 455 amino acids. Gene Ontology annotation, biological process: immune system process; regulation of transcription by RNA polymerase II. NCBI's taxonomy places the organism in Eukaryota, Metazoa, Chordata, Mammalia, Afrosoricida, Tenrecidae.